CGCAGUUCGACGUGGAAAAUUGCGGGCUGCCCUGUCAGCGGACCAACGGAUGCCACGCAAAGAAGCCACGCGACCGAGAAAAACCAGAGAAAGUGUUCAGUAAAAAAUAGAAAAAAAUAAAUAAGAGAAAAUAAAAGAAAAUCCAUAUAUAUUUCCCGCGAAAAGUUAGCCAAUAAAUUGUGUGAAAAAUCUGCUAUUAAUCAGUGGAAAUUGCACAUUCGAAACGCGAGUCGAAACGCAAACUUCAAAUUAAACUGUGAAUUAUAUUACCAUUAAGUUCAUCCAUUUUCGGUGCUAGCCAACAAUGCGCAACUAGGCGUAUACGUGAUAAAAUUUAACCAAAGCCAAUACAUUAAGGCAGCCAAUACAAUAGCAUUGUUGCGUCAGACAAAAUGAACACAACAGUAAUGACAUUGAAAUGGCGUCAGAAAUACAAAAGCAGAAAAAGGCCAAAGAAACUGAAACAACGAAUAAUUGCAACAAACACUGCCCCAGCAAAAGCAAGAACAACAAAAACACCAACACAUAAAACAACAAAAGCAACCAGCAGACUGAGAGAAACGAGGUGCAAACUGAGGCGGCCUAGAAAAUGGCUGCCAAAUGAACGACACAGAAAUGUGGCUAAAAUGCAGCAAGUGACGACAAAUCCAACACAAUGUCGUGCAAUUAAAGCAACAGGAACAGCAGCAACAUCCACAAUGACUUCCAGCUGCAGCGGCCAUUGUCAGUCCCAACAGCAGCAGCAGCAGCAGCAACAGCAGUUGCAGCAACCGAAACAGCAGCAACAUCAACAGCGGCGACAUCCACUUCCGGCGACGCUGACGUUGCUCCUCUGCCUGGGAAUCAGUUUGGGCAUGGCUGCCACAGCAGCUGCAGCCGGAGGAGGCGGAGGCGGAGGAGGAGGUGCACCCGGUUCCGGAUCCGGAGCAGCUGGCUCCCCAUCCAGUUACGGCUCCAGCUCCUCGAGCUCCUUGGGUCCCGGCAAACCGGCCAAUUUACAACUGGCACCCGGAUCUGGAUCCUCCUCCUCGACGGGCUGCUCCCUGGCCGAGUUCAGCUGCUCCAACGGAAGAUGCGUGCCGCUGAGCAAGUACUGCAACAAUCUGAACGACUGCGGCGACGGCAGCGAUGAGCCGCGAUUUUGUACACGCUGUAAUCGCACCUACUACGGGGACAUUGGACAGACCUACGCCCUGGAGUUGCACCGCCCCAAACAGGAUCGCGUGCCCUUUGUGUGUGUGCUCACCUUCACGGCGGCAGGUGGCCAGCAUGGCGAUGUGGUGCAGGUCACCCUGGACAGCUUCACGAUUGGCAGGUUCACCUCGUACGUGCAUGAGGGCUGUCCGGAUGGAUAUGUGCAGAUAGCGGAGUCCGCGCGAACGCCCAUCGGUGGCAUGUGGUGCGGCAGCUCCUGGGGACCGGUGCUCUUCUACAGCGAAACGCGCUCCCUGAUAUUCACCAUCCGGCUGAACAGACUGGCGAGGGAUCAGAGUGGCUACAACUUCGACUUUCGCAUCAGAUACAAGGUUUUGUCCAGGGACAGUUCGGUGACCCGCUACGGGGGCAUUAAGCUGGCAGAGCUAGCCCAGUGGCACAACCGCAGCAGCUUCCUCAAUCAGCAGCAGCAGCAACAGCAACAGCAGCAACAACAAGGCGGCGGUGUCCUGGAGGACUUCACAAACUCCAGCGGAGCCCGUUCGGACCGUUAUGGCCAGGACUUUAGCCUGUUCAGCGCUUAUGCCAACAACAAGACCUUUAUGGCCUCGCUGGAAAAGUCACUGGCCAAGGACGAGCAAAACUACACGGAGCCCAAGUAUUAUCUGGGUGACCUUAUACCCGGAACGUAUUGCUCCAGGAUCUUCAGCGACUGCGACAAGAAGCCCUGUCGCCUGCAGUCGCCCAACUUCCCCGGGAUCUAUCCGCGCAACCUCACCUGCUACUACGCAGUGCGACAGCACGACGUGCCCCAUGGCAAGCACGCCCUGAUUCUAGUCAAGCAGCCCAAGGGCAAUCUGGUCUGGAUUUCCACCCAGGAAACGGCAGCGGCGAACAAAAUGGCACCGCCGCCCAGUGCCAGCGACAAGGACAAGAAGUUCGAGCCGAGGCUGAAAACAUGGAAUGACUGCGAUUACAUUCAGGAAAAUGUAAAGCCCAAAUGGAAAUCCACGGACUACGUGACCGUAUACGAUGGCUACACCACACGUGACCCCAUCAUAUUGAAGUUCUGCGGCGGAGGUCAGGCGGUGCCGGCGGCCGUUUCCAGCGGCCCGGAGCUUUUGGUCGAGUUCAGCACGUCGCCGUUUGGCACCUUCACCGGCACCUCGUCGCAGGUCCUGCCGCUCUACGGAUUCCAGCUGGAGGUCGAAGUGCAGUUCGUGGACAUCCAGAGUCCCACGUACUCGAAGAACAAGAAGCCCUGCGAGUUCUGGAUUCGCGGCGCAGGUCGCGGCCUCCUCGAGAGUCCCAGGCACUCGCUGGCUCCGAACUCGACGUGCCUGUACCACCUGCAGGGAUUGGGUGUCUUCAAGACCUUUGACCACCUGAGUUUGUCGCGCCGCACGAGCAGCCAGUCGGGGAUGCAUCAGCCCCUCUCGCGCUUCAAGGUGUGGAUCUCCGUGUUGAAGUUUAAUUUGGAUCCGGAGUUUGGCCAGAUGGACGAGACUUCGGUGGGUGCGAUUGGAGUGCUGCAGACGCAGGAGGAUUGCAGUGGAAUGCUGCGCAUCUGGGAUGGAACGCUGAGGGAUGCGCCCGUUUGCAAGGAUUUGAAUUGUGCCAGCGAGACGAGCAGCUAUAAUACUUUGGGCCACUAUGCUCAGAACUCCACCAAUGUGAUUGCCAGAUUCUGCAGGGGCACUAUACCAAGAACCUGCGAUCGUUCCAAUAUCAACGAGACCUACGCCAGACCCUGUACGAUCUCCGAAAGCUAUGUCUCCAGCAGCGAUGCCAUCACUCUUGAGCUGCGCAACACGGAAUCCACAGUUUUGAGACCCCUGGACUUCAAGCUGAAGUACGAAUUCAUAGACCUGCAUCAGGAUGGUUUGCCCUGGGGUGGCGGGGAACACGAUUGCAACAGGAAGUUCCUAAGCAGCAUGAUGGAUCGCAAGGAUCCAGCUAUAUUCCGUAGUGUGCGGAAUAUCUUUCUAUUCGGAAGGGGAGGCACCAGGAACCUGAAGUGCAUCUACAAAUUCGAGGCACAGCGAGGCGAGAGGGUCAGGAUCAAGAUGAGAAAAGUGACGACCACGAAUAGGGCUUGCUAUUCGCGAGUGGAUGAGGAUAUCAAUCGAUCCUUUUGCUAUGGGGAUACCAAUGUUAGAAUUGAGAUCUUUGAGCGACCCUAUCACGAUUCUAUUCUCCUCCAUCGCGGCUGCAUGUGCAACUCGUCCAACCAAUCCCACCUUCCAGUGGAGUACACUUCCACCAGUCGCGAUGUGGAGGUGCACUUCAUUGCCCACAAUAUGACCACCUUGGAUGAUCCGGACACGGUUAAUUUCGAGGGCAUGUUUGAGUUCGUAAAGGCGCCAACUAGUUGCAAAGAUGGUCGCAGGAAAUUCGGACCCAGUGGCACUAUAGACAUGACCUUUGGCGAUGUCGAGUGCCGCUCAAGACCCUGGCUGAUUGAGCCUUCGAAUGGCAACAAGUUCUUGUACGUCCGGCUGAAGGCUAUAUUCCUAAGCAAACACAAUCCCACGAAGACCUUGAACACGACCUAUGUUCAAACCGAUACUUGGAGGUGUGAGACCAAGUCACGGGCUGUGCUGACCACUUCAGAGGGUCUGACCAUUGUGGCCUGUCCUCUGAGUCCCGACUCGAGUGCCUUCGAAUUUGUGGAGAUCUUCAGUUCCGGCUGGAAUGAAAGGCCCAAUUUUGCGCUAGUCAAUCGAUCCCGAGCCAUCAGCGUGGAGUUCCUGCGUCCCGGCAAUGGCGAGUACUCAUUCAACUGGAUGGAACUGAUUCCCAGGCCCACGCUUAGCAUGGCAGACGACUGCCAGUUUAAAUGCGCCGAGCUGGGGGCCUGUGUGAAUGCCAGUGUCUGGUGCGAUGGCGUAGUCCACUGCCCCUCCGGUGAUGAUGAGACCUUCCUGCAGUGCUCGGCCCUGAUGAAGCUGCCCGCCGAGAUCCUGGCCACCCUCUGCCUCAUCUUUGUGCUCUCGUGUUGUGCUUUCGCUGCCUUUGCCUACAAAAAAAUCAAACGCAAGCUGCGCGGCUCCUCGGUGCUGCAGACGCGACUCAAAUCGCUCAGCUCGAUGGACACGGCCGUUUUGGAUGAAAAGGAGGUGAUUUGCUGACAAAGCGACAAUUCUGUGCGUUACGUGGAGAUCGACCGUGUGACCACGGUCUGAUGCUCCAAGGCCAGUAACGUGCAGAAUUGUGCCCCGGAACAGAAAUCAGAACCAGAAUCGCCACCACAGAAUCAAGAAAGACAGAAACUGAAACUGAAACCACAAAUACAACUGACGCGAAUGCGAAACGCAACAAUGAAACGAUCAAAAGAAAAGGCAACUCUUUUUCGAAAUCAAAACCAAAAAAUUCAAAUCAAAA
Molecule: messenger RNA, 4539 nt
Organism: Drosophila takahashii
Lineage: Eukaryota; Metazoa; Arthropoda; Insecta; Diptera; Drosophilidae
Cellular component (GO): plasma membrane
Molecular function (GO): protein binding
Source: RefSeq, a predicted model, not a curated record